CCCACGAAGAAGAAGUGGUGGCGCAACACAGUUUAGCUAGACAGCAGCGCUCAUCCAGGAUAACGCCACAACUUAGCUUCAUUUACUGUUCACCCUGGUUUUUCUUAUGACAUCCUUCAAAUCUGGCGCACUAUGUUUGAGGAUCCUGAACUCCAAGAUCCAUUGUCACUGAGCUUAAAUGAAAACUAUGAUGACCAGAAUUUGCCACAUGAUGUUUCAAAAAAAGCACCAGCGAGUCCCGACUAUAAUUGUGAGACACCAGAGAUUCAAGUAAUCAUCAAAGAGGAAGAGGAAGGCUGGACUGUGAGUGAAAAUCAUGAGCACUUUAGCUCAGAGGAGGAGAAAGAGGAUACCUCCACACCCACUUGCUAUCCCCACCUCAGAGCGUACGGGAAGGACAGCUCCAUUUCACACGGAGUAAAGAGACACGACAGAGUAUGCUUAGAGGAGUCUGGUGGUGCGACUCUCUACGGGCAGAGCUCCACUGCCAGAGAGGGACUGCAGAGACACAUGAUAAUGGACCCUGAUGAGAAACCUAAGAUUUCCUUUAUAUGUGGAAAAACAGCGGGAAAUGUGACUGUGUAUCAGUGCAAUAACACAGUAUGUGAGAUGACCCCCAGUCACACAAAGAACACGAAGUCCCAUCAGAGUACAUAUGUAGCGGAUGAGUGUUGUGCUCAAGACCAGAGCACUGACGUCAAACAAAGCACAUCUCUGCCAACAGAAGCAGAACUACAUGAGACCAAAAGAUCAGCACCUUGCCAAACAGAUUCUCCUGAACGAAAGCCCCUGAUGCCACAUGGACUGAAGAUGGCAUCUGCAAACUUAGAGGACCAAACGCUCCAUUUGACAGUCAGACUGCAGGCAGGGGAGGAGGAGGAACAGGAGGAGGAACCGGAGGAGGAACAAGAUGAAGAAAUUGGUGGUUUAAUCAACUCUGAUGGAGAAGUGGUUGAGUGGGAUGCCAGAGACAGUCCUGACCGAGGCUCUGAUUGCACAGAAAGUCCUCAGCCUAGCAAGGUUGUCAUCCUGUCCGAGUCUCAGCUGCAAGGCCAAAACCAGAGAGGAAGCAGCUGUCCAACGCUCAUCAUGGAAGUUGAAGAUGAUGAAAGGGAAGAAAGCGAGGAAAAAGAGAGUGUAGCAAAGAUGCCAGCCGUCUCAUCCGUAUAUCGUGGAAAGAGACACAGAAGAAAGAAAAAGGCUCCAGAUAUAAAGGUGGUGUCGGUGGACGUCUCAGACACAGAGAAAGAAGUCCCUUCACAUCCUGUAAAACGAAGGGGCAGAAGAAAGAAAUCAGAAGUUCCACUGUUGUCCAGUGAAGACUUAGAGGCAGAGCCUGGAAUAUCAAGGCGAACCCGAAGAAAGACACAGUUCCCCACCAUAGUAGAACCAGAAGAAGUCAGCUUAAAAACUGCCCGUCGUGCUGCUCCUAAGGCUGCAAAGCGACCUUACAGAAGGAGGAAAGAUAUCAAACCAACUGCUGAAGGAGAGGGAGAAAACACAGGUGUUUCUGCUGGGAAGAAGCGCCCUGGCAGAAAAAUGGUUCGUGUUCCAAUAGAAAUCCCUCCGGAGCUCCUGAAGACGCCCAAAGAGAAGAUAGAGUACCACUGCGCAGUGUGUGGCAAAGAAUUCCCCCACGCCUACAAACUGGAGAGGCACCAGCUGAUCCACACGGGAGAGAAACCGUACUGCUGCUCCAUCUGUGGUCGUGGUUUCAACCAGAAGGGAAAUCUCAAAACACAUUACAAAGUCCAUUUUGGUCGUAAAAGCACGGUGGAGUUUGAGGAUGAGGUUGAUCCCAUAGCGUCAGAACUCUGCGAAUACUUGAAGUCUCUACCGGGGGAGUCCAGGAUCCGAUCAUCCCUCCACUGCCUGGAAUGUGGAAAAAAGUGUGAUAGUCAAUCAGCUUUACAAGCACACCACAUUACUACACACUCAGAAACAGCUGGUGAAUCGGAGGUAGUUGAGCAGAGCUCAUCACAGCUUCUGUUCUGCCGCCGCUGUGGCAUUCAGUUCAACGAAAAAGAAAAGUUGGAAGAGCACAUGAAAACCCACGUUAAGGAGAAGCCCUACUCGUGUCCCGACUGUGGCAAGAGGUUCAUCAAUGAGAGCUACAUACAAGUUCACCAGCGCAUCCAUACUGGGGAGAAACCGUUCCUCUGCUCCCAGUGCGGCAGAGGUUUCCACACGGCUUCCUCUCUCAAGCUACAUGAGAUGCAGCACUCUGGGGAGAGACCGUUCGCAUGCUCCAUCUGCGGGAAGACGUUUCGGAUAAACUCGUACCUGACAGCACAUUACCAGACCCACAUUAAAGACAGACCUUUCAUCUGUAGCGUCUGUGGGAAAGGCUACUCUAGAGCGGAGGAGCUGAAGGUACACCACAGGCUUCACACCGGAGAGAGACCCUACGAAUGCGGAGUGUGUGGGAAGAGCUUCAUUUACCGCCAGGGUCUGCGGCAGCAUCAGCGCACACAUGCUGGAAGACGCAUUGGGCCAACCAGACAGCUCGGUAGACCGAAGCAGGAGGGCAGGCUGGACAUGGGCUUCAACAACCGUAAGACAACUCACAGUGCCAAACCCAUCGGGCCCACCAGGCAGCUGGGCAGACCCAGACAGCUGCAGAGUACCAGGAACUUUGAGCAGGCCAAAGAGAGCGCUGCCAGAUUCAGAUGGUACGACUACGGACCAGAUGUGAUCCUCAUUGAAGAUGAUGAGCAAGAAAUCGGAUGCCUGAUCAACUCUGAUGGAGAAGAAGUGGAUUACCCAGCUCACAAAGAAACUGGAAGAGAGCCAGAACCUGAACACAGCAGCUCCUAUGAAGAGCCUCAGUCAGAGCCUGAGCCCGAGGAGCCGAAACAAGACCAGGCACCUCGCAGACCCAAGAAGAAAUAUGAAUGUCUGGCCUGUGGAAAGAUGGACCCUGAAAACUCAGAGGACUUUGGACCGGACGUGAUCCUCAUCGAGGAUGAUGAACAAGAAAUCGGAGGCCUGAUCAACUCUGAUGGAGAAGAAGUGGAUUUCCCAGAUCUCAAAGAACCAGUUAGUGAGCCAGAACCUGAACAGAGCAGCUCCCAUGAAGAGCGUCAGCAAAAGCCAGAGGAGCCAAAACAAGACAGAGGGGCUCGCAGAGCCAAGAAGAAAUACGAAUGUCCGACCUGUGGAAGAUUUUUCCCUCACAACACCGCUCUGCAGCGACACCUAGUGGUUCACUCGGGAAAAAGACCUGAGCUCGCUGAUGAUGCCGGAAGUAGUCGGAUAACUGCUUGCCGGAGUCUGACGGCGUAUAACGGUUAUGGAGAGAUGGACCCUGAAAACUCAGAGGACUCGGGAUCAGAUGUGAUCCCUGAGGAGGAGGAGGAGGAGGAAGAGGAGGAGGAAGAAACGCACGAAAUUGGAGGCUUGAUCAACUCUGAUGGAGAAGUGGAUUUCCCAGAUCUCAAAGAAACUGUUAGUGAGCCAGUACCUGAACACUGCAUCCCUUAUGAAGAGCCCCAGGAAGAGUCUGCGGAGCGAAAACAAGACCAGGGACCUCGCAGACCCAAAAAGAAAUACGAAUGUCCGACCUGUGGAAGAUUUUUCCCUAACAACGCCUCUCUGCAGCGACACCUUGUGAUUCACUCAGGGAAAAAACCUUUCAAGUGCUUCAUAUGUGGAAGAGGAUUCACUCAGAGUGGGAACCUCAAAACACACAUGAAAGUUCACAGAGGAGAGCUAACAAAUUGGACACUGGUUCAGGAGAAGAGUCCUCCUAAAGAAACUCCUGUGGUUCAUGUGUGUGGAGAGUGUGGGAUGGACUUCCCUCAGAAACAGCAGCUGGAGGAACACCGCCAGAGUCACAUAAAGCCUUUCGCGUGCACCGACUGUGACAAAAGAUUCAAAAACGAAUACUCUUUCAAACAACAUAAGCGAGUUCACUCAGGAGAGUCCUUGUUCAUCUGUUCGGAGUGCGGAAAGAGUUUUGGUUCAGUGGGUUCAUUUAAAAAACACCAGCUGACGCACACCGGAGAGAGGAACUUCCACUGUGGUCAGUGCGGGAAGACGUUUGCACAUUCCUAUAACCUGAACCUGCACCUCGAGACUCACACCGGAGCGCGGCCUCACCUCUGCUCCAUCUGUGGUAAAAGUUACUCCAGAGCAUUUGUCCUGAAAGCUCACCUGCGAGUUCACACUGGAGAGAAACCGUACACUUGUGAGAAAUGUGGCAAGGGCUUCUCUUACUGUCAAGGGUAUCGAGCGCAUCUGAAGAUUCAUGACAAGAAGCCGAAACCUCCAACAAAAACACUCGGGAGACCAAAACAACAGCUGAUGGGCUCUGAAAACCCAGAAGACUUUGGACCAGCUGUGAGCCUCGCUGAGGAAGAUCAGCAAGAAAUCGGCGGCUUGAUCAACUCUGAUGGAGAAGAAGUGGAUUUCUCAGAUCUCAGAGAGAGUGUUAUCCCUGGCAUCGUCCCUGCAGUCAUUCCCUCCAAGACAUUUCAUCAAGCUGAAAAUGAUAAACCCCCGUCCCUACACAGCUGCUCAGUGUGUGGGAAAGACUUCCCCUACGCCUCUAAACUUCAGCGUCACUUACGUACCCACUCAGGAGAGAGGCCUUUCCCCUGCUCGAUGUGUGAAAAGAGAUUUCCAGAAAAGGGGCUGCUCAUGAUCCACGAAAGGGUCCAUACUGGGGAGAAACCAUUCCCGUGCACUUUCUGUGAGAAAAGAUUUGCUAGUCAGGGGGAGCUCAGGCUGCACAGGCGGACACACACUGGCGAGAGGCCGUAUCACUGCUCCAUCUGUCUGAAGAGCUUUUCCCGACACUGGCAUCUGAAAACUCACUUGGAGGCGAUGCACUCUGAGGUUGUUGCGGGCUUCACGAGGAAGAAGUUUCCAUGUUCGGACUGUGAAAAGAGCUGUAACUCAGCAGCUGAGCUCAGAGAUCAUCAGAGGACUCACACCGGAGAGAGGCCGUACCAGUGCUCUUUCUGUGACAAGCGAUUUGCCUUGUCGGGUACACUUGUGAGACACGAGCGUCUCCACACCGGCAUUACACCCUACCACUGCUCAGACUGCGGGAAGACAUUUGCGCAGCAGUGGACGCUGACGACACACAUGCGAACUCACACAGGAGAAAAACCGUACAGCUGCACGCAGUGUGAUAAGUCUUUCGUGGCUCCAGGAGAGCUGCGGAGGCACACCAGGAUUCACACUGGAGAAAAGCCGUACACGUGCCCAGACUGUGGGAGGCACUUCUCACUGGCAGGAACUCUGAGGAACCACAAACGGUCGUGUACACAGAACAAGAAUGGACCAGUUACAGGCGUCGUCUCAGACCCAGUUCAAGCUGCAGUUGGCGAAUCAUCUCAGCAAGACAUGGUCAACAAUGUCAGCUCUGAGGUGUCUGACAGUCCGAGUUUGCAGAGUGCAGUUGAGCCUCAUUCCUCAGAAGGUCUCAACUGUGACAAAGCAGCUCAGUGUGAAAAUAAAGAGAAAGAACCAGAUGACCAACCAGAGGUCGUCGCAUCCAGUCCGCAAAUGAAUGUAAUAGUGAAAGAGGAGGAAGAAGAGGAACCUUUGUGUGAAGAAGCUCCUGACCAGCUGUCUGGUAGUGAGGAUUGUACCACACCAGAGGAAACUGAAAAGCAGCAGCAGGAAAGCAACACAGAAAUUAGGAUUACAGUAAAGGAGGAAGAAGAAGAGGAUCUUGUCAAUAUGUCUGAAGAGGAUCACGAUCGUGUGUCCGACAGUGAAAAAGACAGCCCUCUGGCUUCACCUGCGAAGGACCAGCUGAAUGACAAUCUGACAAAAAGCUCUUACUGCUGUGGGCUCUGUGGAAGAGACUGUCACAAGAUGUCUGCGCUUCAGAUCCACAUGCGAAUUCACUCGGGUGAGAAACCUUACCAAUGCACUCUGUGUGGGAAGCAGUUCACCCAGAAAGGUCAACUCAAAGGUCACUUGAAAGUCCACACGGGGGAGAAACCGUUCUCCUGCCCGGACUGCGGGAAGAGCUUCGCCCACUCGGGCGCCAUGAACAGACACCGGCUCACGCACACAGGAGAGCGACCCUACCACUGCUCUUUGUGCAACAGGAGCUUCAACCAGUCCGGACGCUUGAGGGAACACGAAAAAAUCCAUUUUGGAGAGAAGUAUGACUGUCCAGAGUGUGACAAGAGUUUCACACGAGCUUCGAGCCUCAAGAACCAUUUCAGGCUUCACACGGGAGAGAGGCCGUACGGCUGCGACAUCUGCGGGAGAGGCUUCAGCCGCUCACAAAGCCUGAGGCUCCACAGACGGAAACAUGAGCAGGGUCAGACUGAAGAUGACUCUGCUUUCAGUCUGAGGAACGAUGAUUUAUCACAGAGUGACGACAACUCUCCAAUUAAUAUGUGUAUAACAGACAAAAAUGACUGAUAAUGUAUUUAUAUAAAUGAUAGAGAUAUGUACCAGUAGUAGUAUUACAAUUCAAGAUUUUCAGGCAGUUAAACAUGAAUUGUAAGAGGGGAAAAGUAAGAGACUACCUCUGUGAAUAAACCGUCAUUAAACCUUUUAUGUGGUGGUUCACAAAAAUGUAUAAAAGCUACAAUAUUUAACACCCAGAGUGGUGCUGACAAAUUAAUAAACAGACGCGUCAGGCGAUGUUCAGCAACUAACAACAUUCUCAGACAAAAUGACCCAGCAAAUCUUUCCCACAAACACAACUUUUGUAAGAUCUUGGAAAAUGUUUAGAUGACAAAUUUUAGUGGUCAUAUUUAUUCGCGUUUAUCACUCUUACCUGUGUUAGUUGCAUUGAAAUUAUCGCACUCACAUUAGUAUUUAUGGUCGUACAAAUGAAUCAUUAAAGGUCUGUGAUUUCACAUUUUUCCAUGCAGUAUUUAUCAUUGAAACUAAUUGUGUAUGUGGAAAUUGGACUGAAGAAAUAUGAUGUUUUUGUAUCAGACGUUAAGAGGGCCAAUGAGCAGUCUGGGAAUCAGGUGAAGCUAAUUCAUUAGCUGGUGGUGAACUGCUGGAAUGUCAAAGAUGUUAUCGGUUAACGAAGCAGUGGGAUCAUCAUGAUAUUCAUCAGGUUCUUCUUGCCAAAACCAUUUUGCCUUUGUGGAAAUGUUUUUGUUAAAUGUCUGUUUUGAACAGCAGUUAUUCAACAACCAAAUAAUGAAUCAGACUCACCUGGUUUAGAAAACUCUUGAAGGCCAACUAACCAUUUUGAGUAAAGGUGUCAUUCUCUAAGGCUGUGAUAGAAAAGGUAAUAACUUGAAACUGUGUAGAUGGUAAAUUCUGCCCAGUGCUGCCUCUGUCUUAUUGUAUGGGACAUGUUAUACUGAAGAAUAAAAGUAUUAAAGACUA
Acanthopagrus latus (yellowfin seabream) is the source of this 7320-nucleotide messenger RNA. Its product is annotated as zinc finger protein Xfin-like. Bases 133 to 6390 code for a protein of 2085 amino acids. The record is from RefSeq and is a predicted model, not a curated record. Lineage: Eukaryota; Metazoa; Chordata; Actinopteri; Spariformes; Sparidae. The transcript is spliced from 26 exons.